Molecule: messenger RNA, 1525 nt
Organism: Paramacrobiotus metropolitanus
Lineage: Eukaryota; Metazoa; Tardigrada; Eutardigrada; Parachela; Macrobiotidae
Exons: 7
Coding region: 110-1525 (471 amino acids)
Source: RefSeq, a predicted model, not a curated record
GUUUUUCUCGUUUCAGUUUUCUACCCUCACUCUGGCGUAAACUUUUUGCGCUGGUUUUAAAAUCACACACAUUGUGACUUAUGUUGAGGUUUCGAAAAAAUCCCCAAAAAUGUUAGGGUCACCAACGAAGACCCAAGCAAACACGCUGAAUGUGUUUCGGGAGCAUGAUCAUCGUACUUAUUAUGGAAAGCGAUCUGCAAAAUUGACUGGCGACAACUGGAUUAUGAAUUUUGUACUGGAUUUCAAAUACGAAGUGGAUGGCGACGAUGGCGAAGCCGGCGUGGUUUUCGACAUGCGAACCAAUGCCAAUCCUCAGCGGGUUCACGAAGUCCUGAUUCUGAAUGUCAGUUGGAAAAACAACGCUAGUGUCAGAGAUGGUAUUCACAAAGGUAUUAACAUUCCUGCUUUGGCUAUUCUGCCACCAAACAUGGUGAUGAACCGAUAUCUGGACUGGAAAUUAACGAGCCGGAGCGACUCCCAGAAGCAGGCAGUACAUCGCCUACCGGUCAAACGUUUGGGUAUUCAGGAUGACAAGAGGACAUUAAUUCUUGGACCUGAUGCAAUGUUUGAGAUCGGACGAGAACCAUCCGUAAUCUUGCAGCCAGGAGAAGGCAUCUACGCUUGGACGCCGCAUAAUACGCAACCGAAGGACAUUAGUGUUCACAAGGGAGAAAUAUACUACAACCUGCUGGAAAUACUGCAGCGGUGUUUGCCACCGGAGACAUUCCAUACUUGGAUUCUGAUGCUUGGGCAUACAUGGAUGAGCAUGGGAUACAAUCUCCUGGCAGACGUUUUGCAUGGUAUUCCAGCAAUAUGUGUUGUUGGAGAUGCUAAUACCUGGAAAAGCCUAUCCGCCGCAUGCUGCUUGGACUUUUUCGGACAGAAUAUGCUGGAUCACUGCAACCUGCGGUCAAUCACCUUGCCAUCCCUUGAGACGCGCUGGGUAACGAAGCCUCUUCCGUUAAUAUCGCACGACUUCAAAAACUACAAGACAGCCGUGAUGAUUCUGGAAUGUUCGUAUGAGCAAACAAUCCAUGUUAACUGCAAGACGCAAGAAAAAAGAGUUAAGCCGGCUACCUCAAUCCUCAUGACCAUGAAUUACGAUAUUUUCGAAGAUACCGUGCAAGCCGCAACGGACAGGAAUCGACUUAUGACCCGAAUUUGUGCGUUGGAGAUGAACAUCGAAAUCGCCGAUUUAGAUGAUGACGACACUCAGGCGUUAAAAAAGGCUCGCAACCAAGCGUCUGGAAACGCUGAAAAACUGGUUGCUCUGUAUGCACCCGAACUGAUGCAGGAACUAGUAAAAGAAAUCAACAGUGCCAAAACGAAAAUGCUGGGCAUUCUAGCCGGCUUCGGAGUAACGACAGGAGUUCAGAGGGCAGCACGGAUGUGGGCUACGUUACUGAAAGCAGGAGAAAAGGUAGCUGCCGCCCUGGAUUUUGAUGUGGAUAAGGGGGCGCUGUUAGAGUGUGUCAAAAAACACGCACGCUUCACCAGUGGAUACCAGCAGCAAGUCAACAUGUGA